Psylliodes chrysocephalus is the source of this 4302-nucleotide messenger RNA. Lineage: Eukaryota; Metazoa; Arthropoda; Insecta; Coleoptera; Chrysomelidae. The record is from the annotation of a GenBank genome assembly.
UACAUAGUAAUCGUAGUUAAUGUUGUAUUUUCAGAAACAGAGUUGACAUUGCCGUAGAAUGUUCAAGAAACUAACGUGGUUCUGUCUUAAAUUCUAAGAAGGUAAAAAAUAAUUAUUUUAUCACAAUUAGUCAUAGAAAUUAAUUAGUGCUCACCUUUUUGACUGUGGGAAACAGAAAAAUAUCAAAAAAGAGCAAAUCAGGCGAAUAAAAAGGAUAAGUCUCGUAAUAGAUUUUACAAAUAAGUUAACAUCAUGGAUCAAGGAUUAAGUUACUUAAAGGGUCCAACUGAUGUUCCACUACGUCCUAUUACUGUAGGAGGAUUUGUCGAAGAAUUGAAAGAUGAAUUUGAAGACGUUAUCAUUAUUUCUUCUAUUGAACAAAAGAAAACGUUAACAACACAGGAAUUUUUUGAAGAAACCGAUAAUUUUGCUGCUGCUUUGUAUGAUAGUGGAUUAAAACGAGGCGACAAAAUUGGUAUAAUCGUUAAUAAUUCUGUUGAAGCAUUGGUCGCUAAUUAUGGUUGUAUUAAAGGUGGAUUUGUAUUGGUAAAUCUAAAUCCAGCGCUGCAACCCAGGGAACUUGAAUACUAUAUGAAGACGUUACAAAUUAGUUGCAUAGUAUGCGUGGAUAAAUACAAAAGUUUUAAUAUUUUGGACACAAUAAAGAAAAUUGUACCUGAACUUGGAGAAUCUAGUUCUGAAGUAGUCGACUCCAAAAGUGUGCCUUCGUUGAAGCUUGUAAUUGUGAUAUCUGAUGAGCAAUAUAGAGGUACAACUAAGUUCAAAUCCAUAAUGUCAUUGGGAAAGAGUAUUCCAAAAGAAACAUUGACAAACUUCAAAAAUCAGAUAGACACGCACGAUAUAUUUACAAUACUUUUCACUUCUGGGAGCACUGGAAAUCCGAAAAUGGUUGGCCUAACUCAUCAUCAAUUUGCCAAUUGUCUUAAUGUUCUGAAAAUGAGACUACCGCUUCUUCAAGAAAAAGGAAAUUUCUGUUUUUAUUUACCACUUUUUCAUAUAUUUGGUUUGGGAUUUUGUUUGCUAUGUAUAUCACACGGAGUUACUAUAACUUUGCCAUCGCUAUAUUACAAUCCCGAGAAGAACUUGAGAGCGAUUAGUAAUGAAGGGUGUACUUGGAUAAUGGGUACUCCAACCAUGCUAGCCGACUUGAUUAGAAUACAAAAAGAUUUAAAUCUUCCCUUGUCUCCUACGAUUGCUAUAUCUGGAGGAGCUGCUGGUUCUACGCAACUAUUUAAGGACGUUCUAGAAAUUUUAAAAAUUAAACAACUUAGAAGUGGAUAUGGCAUGAGUGAAACUGCUGCUGCAGUGUGGCCGGUCGCAGAAGAUUUUAAUGAUUUCAAGUCAGUAGGAACAUUAUGUGACCAUCUGGAAGCUAAAAUAGUGGACAAUGAAGGUACCAUAGUACCUAUUGGAACAGUCGGUGAACUGUAUCUAAGAGGAUAUUCUAUAAUUAAAAAUUAUUUAAAUUAUGAUACAGAAUUAUUGGAUCAAGAUGGAUGGUUCAAAACUGGUGAUGCUGUAUAUGUGGACAAAAAUGGAAAAAUUUAUAUAACAGGGAGAUUGAAGGACAUAAUAAAUAGAGGUGGAGAAAAAAUUAGUCCUGCUGAAGUAGAAGAACUAUUGCAAAGUUAUCCAAAUAUUGUAGAAGUUUAUGUUGUUGGUACUUAUCACGAAAGACUUGGAGAAGAAGUAUGCGCUUGCAUCAAAUUAACAUCAGGUACGACUGUUACAUUGGAAGAGGUGAAAAACUACUGUAAAGGAAAGUUGUCAUAUUACAAAAUUCCAACUAGAAUUGAAAUUAUGGACAGUUUUCCAAAGACGCUCAUAGGAAAAAUACAAAAGAGUAAAUUAACUGAAUUGGUAAACAAUGUUGUAGUAAACUGAAUAUCUCAAAUUAUAGAGUACAUAUUAAUUUUUAGUUUAUUAUACACCUUUUACUUUAAAAUUAUUCAUUUAGCAGUGAGGGUAGACCAUCGAGUUAGUAUUUUCAUGUGGUAGACAUACAUGUAAGUUAGUAUAGGAUUAAAAAAAUACCAAAAGAAAAGUUCUUUGAAACCUCCAAUAGUUAUUCUUGGUGGUAUCAUUGGUUUCUUUUAUUUUAACUGAAUAAUUGAGGCGGUAGCUGGAAAAAGGGCACAUAGAGCUGAAAGUGCUUUUGAGAUAUCCCCGUCCAAAGUUUGUAUUCUAGUGCACCAUAUUACGAGGAUGCAUCAGAAAAUAACGAAACUGGUGCUAUAGUAUAACAACGAAACAUUUAUUUAAAAAAAUUCAACAACUAUCCUUCGAAGUACUCUCCAUUCUGUUGAAUACACUUAUUCGAUCGCUUUAUCCACUUAUCAUAAACUUCUGAGAAACCAUUUUUUGAUAGUCUGUUUAGUAUACCCAUCACAGCGUUGUUGAGCUCUAAAUCCGACUCAAAUCUUCUACCUCUCAAUUCUUUUUUGACUUCAGGAAACAAAUGGAAGUCACAUGGAGCAAGGUCAGGAGAGUAGGGGGAUGAACCAUAAUUUCAACCCCUAAUUCUUCAAUUGUUCGUUGACAAAUCAUUGAUCUAUGAGCCGGAGCAUUGUCGUGAUGCAGCGUCCAGCCAAAGUCCUGAUAAAGCGGCCAUUUUUUCUUUAAUUUUGCCUUUAAGGGUCCUCGAAGUACAUUAGAAUAGUACUCCCCUGUUAAUGUAUGUCCUCUAGGUACAAUGUGAUCGUAAAUAACGCCAAAUUUAUCAAAAAAAAAAUCAGGUGCAUCACUUUGCCUUUAUGCAUACUUUGAGACUUCAAUUCAAGAUCGUAAUGAUAAAACCAACUUUCGUCACAUGUAAUCACAUUAUUUAAAAACUGUGGGUUACGUUGCAAUUGCCUUUUCCACUGCUGACAAAUUGUCACUCGAUUCGCUUUUUGUUCAUCGGUCAUCACUUUUGGAAUCCAUCUUGCCGCGAUCUUCCGGUACUCUAAAUCUUCAUGAAUAAUUUUUUGAGUGGUACCGUAAGACAAAUUAACAUUGUCAGAAAUUCGUUUUAUAUCAAUCCGGCGAUCAUUUCGUAUCAAGUCGUUAAUUUCUGCAAUUUUUGUGUCAUUUCUCGCAGUUUGUGGUCGACCGGGACGAGGUUCAUCUUCAACUGAUUCACAACCGUCUUUAAACUUUUUAUGCCACUCAAACACUCUACAUCGUGAUAAACUAUUAUCUAGAUAUGCACCUUUAAAUAUUUCAAAAGUUUCAGUUGGUGUUUUACCCAAUCGAACACAAAAUUUUAUCGCGUAUCUUUGCUCCACUUUCAUUUUUCGAUGGGUACGCAAAACACUGACAAUUCAAUAAUUAAUUUGUAACAAAUGUCAAAAGUUAAAUCAAAGCCUACUUGCGGGGUAGUACAUUAAAUAUAAGGCUUUCAUGUCUCAUUUUUUGGGUUAUAAAAUGUUACCUUUGAAAGAAGUUAUAGCACCAGUCUCGUUAUAUACUGAUAUAUCCUCGUAUUUUACAACAAAAUAAAUUUCGGAUGGUUCAAUACAGAUCUUUUAACAUUGCUUUCAAAAGAGUAAGGCUUUAAAAAACCGAUUAUAUCACAUACAGAGUUGAUUACAGCACAAUAAAAAAGUAGUUUAUGUGCCCCUUUUCCAUAGAAUCAUAACAAAAUAUUAAAAGUAGUUAUUUGUUUAUUUUUCAAUACAAUGGCUUUAUAAGGGAUGAUAUUCUAUAAAAAAACAACGAAUUGCUAUGACACAAACACUUUAAUCCUAUAAAAAUGUUACUCAGAUACAGCAUCACUGUCGAGCAUGUCGUCCUCGGAGGACCAUUCAUCGUGACCCUGUUGUAUAUCACCAUUCGCUUUCUCUGUUUCAUCAAAUACUCCUUGUUAAAUCCACUGAAUACUUGCCUCUUCGAGGAAACAAAAGAGGCCAGCAACGUCUUUCCUGCCAAACAAUGUUAUAUUUGAUGACAGCAGAUGUCAUCACAAAAUAUUCGAUAUUUCGGUCAUGUUUCGAAAUAUCGAUAUAAAAUUUUUAGUGAAUGUUACUUAGAUAUCAGAGACGUCAAAAUCGUGUUCUACGCAAAAAAGUCACAUAAGGCCAUGUGCCCUUUUUCCAGCUACCGCCUCAAUUAAUGUAUUUUAUUUAAAUAAAAUUAAAUUAAAUGAAAUAAAAAGCAAUAAAAUUAAUAGAACUUAUAUUGUAAAAUAAAUAAUGUUAUAAUAGAGGAUUUGUGGUAUAAGUUUUGGUUUCUGCUACCUUUUUUUUAUUUUUUUUUUAUUUUGUGUACGUGUUUUAAACAUAAAUUUAAUUUUCACUAUCC